Messenger RNA from Condylura cristata (star-nosed mole), 2062 nucleotides. RefSeq names its product malonyl-CoA decarboxylase (gene MLYCD). Gene Ontology annotation, biological process: positive regulation of fatty acid oxidation; acetyl-CoA biosynthetic process; malonyl-CoA catabolic process. Gene Ontology annotation, molecular function: malonyl-CoA decarboxylase activity. Gene Ontology annotation, cellular component: mitochondrial matrix; peroxisomal matrix. Lineage: Eukaryota; Metazoa; Chordata; Mammalia; Eulipotyphla; Talpidae. The record is from RefSeq and is a predicted model, not a curated record.
UGUCGCCCGGCGCCAUGCGAGGCCUCGGGCCAAGCCUGAAGGCUCAGCGCCUCUUCCCGCUGCGGCUCCCGCCGCGGCCGUCGCGGCCGCCUGGACCCCGGCUGGCGAGCGGGGGCCGGCCGGCCGGCGCUCUAGAGCGGGCCAUGGACGAGCUGUUGCGCCGCGCCGUGCCCCCCACGCCAGCCUAUGAGCUGCGUGAGAAGACGCCGGCGCCCGCCGAAGGCCAGUGCGCAGACUUCGUGAGCUUCUACGGCGGCCUGGCCGAAGCGGCCGAGCGCGCCGAGCUGCUGGGCCGCCUGGCGCAGGGCUUCGGCGUGGACCACGGCCAGGUGGCCGAGCAGAGCGCCGGCGUGCUCCAGCUCCGCCAGCAGCCGCGGGAGAUGGCCGUAUUGCUGCAGGCCGAGGACCGGCUGCGUUAUGCCCUGGUGCCGCGCUACCGUGGCCUCUUCCACCACAUCAGCAAGCUGGACGGAGGCGUGCGCUUCCUGGUGCAGCUGCGGGCAGACCUGCUCGAGGCGCAGGCGCUCAAGCUGGUGGAGGGUCCGCACGUCCGGGAAAUGAAUGGCGUGCUGAAAGGCAUGCUGUCCGAAUGGUUCUCCUCUGGCUUCCUGACCCUGGAGCGGGUCACCUGGCAUUCGCCCUGUGAAGUGCUACAGAAAAUCAGCGAGGCGGAGGCUGUGCACCCGGUGAAGAGCUGGAUGGACAUGAAGCAGCGCGUGGGGCCCUACAGGCGGUGCUACUUCUUCUCCCACUGCUCAGCCCCGGGGGAGCCCCUGGUGGUCCUGCAUGUGGCACUGACGAGCGACGUCUCCAGCAACAUCCAGGCCAUAGUGAAGGAGUGCCCUCCGUCCGAGAGCGAGGAGAAGAACAGGAUCGCCGCGGCCGUGUUCUACUCCAUCAAUCUCACCCAGCCAGGCCUGCAGGGUGUGGAGCUGGGCACCUUCCUCAUAAAGCGGGUGGUGAAGGAACUGCAGAAAGAGUUUCCUCACCUGGGGGCGUUUUCCAGUCUGUCUCCUAUCCCUGGAUUCACCAAGUGGCUUCUAGGGCUCCUGAGCACACAGGCCAAGGAGCCAGGGAAGAGCGAGCUGCUCACAGAGCCGGAGUGCAGAGACAUCUCCGAGCUCACAGGCGGGCCCGCCCACGAGACCCUCAGGGGCCUGCUCAGCAGCAGUGACUGGGUGAAGUCUGAGAAGCUGGUCAGGGCCCUCCAGGCCCCCUUGAUGAGGCUCUGCGCCUGGUACCUGUACGGGGAGAAGCACCGGGGCUACGCCCUGAACCCCGUGGCCAACUUCCACCUGCAGAAUGGGGCCGUGAUGUGGCGCCUCAACUGGAUGGCUGACUCCAGCCUCAAGGGCAUCACCGGCUCGUGUGGCCUGAUGGUAAACUACCGGUACUUCCUGGAGGAGACGGCCACCAACAGCACCGCCUACCUGGGCUCCAAGAACAUCAAAGCUUCCGAGCAGGUGCUCAGCCUGGUAGCCCAGUUUCAGAAGAACAGCAAGCUUUAAAGCCCAGGGCUCCUGAGGCAGAUGCCCCGGCCCGAAAGGGGUCAUACCCUGGGAGGGUCGGGCAUGGAGGGCCUGAACCCUAGGACUCUGCAGCAGGUCACCCUGGGAGGCUGUGCCCAGACAGCGCUGAGCGAGGUGAUAGUGGGUGCUGGUGGACUCUGACUGGGUGGGGAGUCUGUGCUCUCUCCAGAAGAUUCUGUCGCUGCCUUUGGCCUAGCUCCCUCCCCAGGGUGGGUGUUGUGGCGCCAGUGCCUUUAGAAAGUUCUAGUGUCUGCAGGCCGUUGUCCCGGGGGGGGGGGUGACCUUCAGCCUCACCAAGACCUGGUGGCCAGUGAGAGCAGAUUCUCCUUUGAACCUAGAAGAAAAAAGGGGGUGGUGGCUGUCUAUGUCCACCAGCUAAAUCACCGAGACUUGACUUCAGCCAUUGAACAUAAAAGGUGUGCUUGGGGCUUCAGCUGGGUGAUAGACUUGAAAACAACAGUGAUUCAAGUUCAUAAUGAACGUAAUGUUCCAGAACACUUUUGUUCUGUGACACAUUAAACGUGGUUAUUUAA